Molecule: messenger RNA, 958 nt
Organism: Cokeromyces recurvatus
Lineage: Eukaryota; Fungi; Mucoromycota; Mucoromycetes; Mucorales; Mucoraceae
Exons: 3
Coding region: 107-838 (243 amino acids)
Biological process (GO): phosphatidic acid biosynthetic process
Cellular component (GO): endoplasmic reticulum membrane
Molecular function (GO): ATP-dependent diacylglycerol kinase activity
Source: RefSeq, a predicted model, not a curated record
CUUGUCAUUUUUCAUAAACACUAUAAAAGAUUAUAAAACUUUGAUUUUCUUUUGUUUUCUAUUUUAUUUUAUUCACUAUUUUUUUUUUAAUUGUAUAAACGUAACCAUGUCCAAAUCAAAUGUAAAUGAAGAUCAAAAGAAAAAGAUGGAUAAAAUAUAUCCUCAUGUUCCAAUAAAAGGAGGCUGGGAGAUUCCUCGUAAACUAUUCCAUUUUUCAAUUGGCUUUAUUGUGUUAUAUCUUUAUUUAAAUGGGACAGAUACAAGAGACGUAUAUCCCUUCUUAACUGUAUUUUUAUGCAUCGUCCUGACUGGUGAACUUUUAAGAUUUAGUUUUGAUUGGUUCAACGAUAUUUACUGUUAUAUUUUAGGACCUCUUAUGAGGUCUUCUGAAGUAAAUACAAUAAAUGGAGUUGUCUAUUAUUUAUUGGGCUGUAUUAUUGUACUGUAUUGGUUUCCAAGAGAUAUUGCAGCACUAUCAAUUAUUUACUUGUCAUGGACAGAUCCUACUGCUAGCAUUUGUGGUAAAUUGUGGGGCAAAUAUACCUGGAAAUAUAAGAGCGGUAAGAGCUUAGCGGGAUCAUUAGGUGCAGCUAUCACAGGUUGCCUUGUGACCUGGAUUUAUUAUCAUUUGAGCCCGUCAUCCGCUUUUGCUUUGUCUUACCGUACCUUGACUAGUCCAGUUCCCUUAUGGCUCAUGUCUAUCUACGGUGGUCUUGUGGCUUCAUUCAGCGAAGGUGUUAGUGAUUGUUUAUACAAAUUAGACGAUAACUUUACUAUUCCUGUUAUGAGUGCUAUUUUAUUAUGGAUUCCACUUAUUGGUUUACGUUUAGGAUAUUGAAUAUUAGAUAUUAACAUACAAACAUACAUAGAAUCAUAAUAUAAAUUUUUAUUAUACAUAUAUCCAUAAAAGAAACAAACGUCUCGCUUAUUUAAAUUAUAAGCAUCUAUUUUAAGGGAG